CAGUUGUUAAAGCUACAGUCAGUCCAUAUCAAGAUGAUCAGAAUCUGCCUUCUUUGGGGACUUCUCUCUCAAGUGUACAUGAUUCAGACUGAAGACACUCCUCAACCAAUACCAGUGACUACUCGUCUAUUUGGAGACACUAUAUCUUUGCCAUGUCCUAAAGUGGAUUCUCAACAAUUCCUGUACUGGUACAGACAAACUGUUGGCCAAUUGCCCCAUCUUGUUGCAUCUGUAAACUAUGCAUCAGGACCUGUACUUAAAGGAGAGUUUAAGAACCCACGUUUCCAUGUGGAGGAAUCUCAAUAUGGGUAUAAUCUCAAAAUCAGAAAUAUCAGCACAUUAGAUGAGGCAACAUACUUUUGUGGAAUUGGGACAAUGUAUGGGAUGAACUAUGGAAAUGCAACAUUUUUGGCUGUGAAGGGACACAAUCAACUUACAUUGCUGCAGCAACCAGUUUCUGACCCAGUCCAUCCAGGAGACUCUGUGACUCUACAGUGUACAGUACUCUCUGAGACCUGUACAGGAGAACACAGUGUGUACUGGUUCAGAGCUGGAUCAGGAGAAUCCCAUCCAGGAGUCAUUUACACCCCUGGGAACAGGAGUGAUGAGUGUGAAAAGAGCCCUGAGACUCCCGCUCCUACACAGAGCUGUGUCUACAGCCUCUCCAAGAACAACCUCAGUCUCACUGAUGCUGGGACUUACUACUGUGCUGUGGCCACAUGUGGGAAGAUCCUGUUUGGCAACGGAACAAACCUAAAUAUUGGAAAAUCGCUGGAUCAUGUAGUCAUUGGACUGGGAGUGACAUCAGUUUUCUGUGUGAUUGUGAUCAUUAUCCUUGUCUUCACCAGAAAUACAAAGCCAAUUUGUGAACAUUGUAAAGUGCGUGUUGCUCAGAAUAUUGGACAUGACAAUUCAACCACUGAAUGUGAUCAGGAACAAGACCCAGAUACCCUGAAUUAUGCUGCAUUGCAUUUCUCUGAGAGGAAAACUAGAAGAGGAAGAAAGAAGAGAGAGACACCACAGGAGAGUGUGUACUCUGAUGUCAGGUACUCAGACUGCAACUGAACAUUGUUUAUGUGCAGAGGAAUGGAUGUAGUUUGGCAGUAAACGUUUCCUAAUAUAUAAUGUAUUUAAAUAGUCAUGAUAUUUUAGCCUCACUGAUACAGUGAAAUGUUGUAUCAUGUGAGACAGUGGCGGAAUUUUCCCUAUACCCAUCAUGACGUUGCUACAACCUAGUGUACRAAUGAAAGUUUAAGAUUUUUUUUUUACCGAAUCGGCGGAAUGAAUACACCCMUGAUCACACGCAGAACUCACUUUCAUAGCCACAUACAAACAGCUCGCUGUAUUCCUUUUCGCAUCUAUGCGCUCUCCUCCUCUCACCUUUUCCCUUCGCUUAUGGACUUCAUAGCACAACACAUCAGCUGUCUGUGACCARGGGAAAAAACCUUUCAAGCCAAACUUUCAUUUCAUAACCUCUACACACAGCCUACAUUGUUGUYACCAUAUUAGCCAAAGUAACGUCAUAGUCAACAUAGCUAAUAGAAUUAACGCGUUAGUUAACCCGCUUGUGAUUAUGCAGUACAAGUCAGUAAGCAGUUUAGUACCUACACCAGCGGGCCCUGUUGGCAAAAAUUAGUAAAACCAAAAGCUUACCUCGACUUGAAAGAGUUACAGUUUUGGGUAGUUAUAGCCAGCUAGCUAACA
Salvelinus sp. IW2-2015 is the source of this 1704-nucleotide messenger RNA. NCBI's taxonomy places the organism in Eukaryota, Metazoa, Chordata, Actinopteri, Salmoniformes, Salmonidae. The record is from RefSeq and is a predicted model, not a curated record.